AUGUACAGAAAAUCUUGGGGAAAAACUCCUCAACCAAUGGAGAAAAAGAAGGAAAAGCAAACAGAAACACGUCAAAGCAAUGUUCACUCCAGCAUCGACGUCAUUGGUGAAGCGCGUCCCAAAACGAAUCCCCUGCUGGUAAGGUGCAUUAUCGAUAACAACCAACAUUCUCUUGCUGAAGUCGGACACGUUUCUAGUACUGAGAAAGCGAUGGGAUUGUGUAAAUGUCCCAGGAAGAAGGUCACAAACCUUUUUUGCUUCGAACAUCGUGUUAACGUCUGUGAGCACUGUCUGGUGGAGAAUCACCGUGGUUGCGUAGUGCAGAGCUAUUUGCAAUGGCUCACAGAUUGUGACUACGACACAAAUUGUUCGCUGUGCGAGAGACCUCUGGCUGACGCAGAGACUAUUCGUUUGCAGUGUUUACAUCUGUUACAUUGGUCCUGUCUGGAUGAGUGGGCUCGGCGCUUCCCUGCAACAACUGCACCUGCUGGAUACUGUUGCCCCUUCUGUCGGGAAGCCCUCUUUCCUGCGAUGAAUCAAACUUCUCCGAUGAUUGAUGAGCUCCGAACUAAACUUCAACAAGCGAACUGGGCUAGGGCUGGCCUGGGACUGCCACUGCUACCUGAACUGGAACCUACGUCUUUGCCUCCUCAACAAGCUCACCGACCUACCAGCAACUCUACAUCAGGACCGCCACAUUUCAAUGUAGUGAACAACGAUGGCCAUUUUCCAGUGCAAAGUCAUGCGAAUAGGUCUGGAACAGCAACACCCGAAGUGGCGUUAGAGAUAGAUGAUGCUGCAUUUUCUGGAAAGAGGGAGCAAGUGACCUUUACGUCACGCAAGAAGCAUGCGGGUGGUGCUGAACCUGACACGCAGCCACUUCUCUCGAGGACGAGCGAACGAGAUGCAGACAGUGAGCAUAACAAAUAUAAAAGAAGACCGGCGAGAGAGUGGUUGAGAGGCAUAUGGAGGGCGAAAUACGGCAGCUCCACACCGGAUCACUUCACGGGAUAUAAACGUGUUCUGAUUAUUGCGCUUUUUCUCUUCCUUUUGCUGGUUACGGUAAUUGUUGUGCUGACGAAGGCUGGAAUAGGAGCAGCAGAAGAUCCCCUGCUUGAUCCUAUGAAUAAUCCUAAUAUUCGUGUAGCUGUUGAAGGAGGCGUGGCCGAUUCUAUUUAA
Messenger RNA from Necator americanus (New World hookworm), 1179 nucleotides. RefSeq lists its product as uncharacterized. Lineage: Eukaryota; Metazoa; Nematoda; Chromadorea; Rhabditida; Ancylostomatidae. Bases 1 to 1179 code for a protein of 392 amino acids. The transcript has 9 exons. Gene Ontology annotation, cellular component: Golgi apparatus. The record is from RefSeq and is a predicted model, not a curated record.